CUGUUUUUGAGGUCUUACUAAUGUAACUUUAAAGUUAAUAGUUAGAGAACAGCUGGUGCUGCCAUUGUUGCAAGUGCGAUGGGCGACAAGUCCAGCCAAUAUAGUCAGAGCAUUAGAUGUUAGUGCUUUGUGAAUAAAUGCAUAGAGGAAACCUAUCAAUGGUAGAUAACUCGCGUGGAAGAAGAAAUCGCUAGUAUUGAUCAGUCAUCUACAAUUUUUUUUGAAGACAAGGAUAUAUGAAGAACUUUCCACCUUUGAUUUUAUUCGUAUGAGCAAUCUUUCCACUAAAAGAAUCAAGACAGAGUGUGUAAAAUGCGGAAGAAAAAAAGUAUCAGGUUCACACCGAAAAGUUAAAGAAUAUUGUCGAAAAAACAAGAAAAACUAUAUAUGCCAAAAUAGUAUGAAGUUGACUAAAGAGGGAUGGAGCAAGAAAUUAGGAAAGCAUUUACUAGCAAGAGUCACAAAUUGUUUUUGGAUUGUUUGUCAUGACAAUUUUGUGUAAUUUGCAAAUAGAAAGCAUGAGCUUUCUCUAUUGUUGUUGCCUUUAGCAACUGUAAUUUUAUAUCAAGAAAGAACAAAGUUGAGUAUCUUUCGGGAAUUGGGACCAAUCCAGGUGAGCUGCAAGUUGCUCGCAUCCAAUUCUAGGAAAUUUCAUUGCAUUCACUAUUUUUUGUUUUUUUGGGGUACAUGUAUCACGUUUCAGAAGUAAACAUAAAUCCCCACUUUCCAAAAUGUUUUUGAUUGUUAUAGUAUUGGCUUUGGUCUCUUGAAAUACUUUUCAGAUUGAAAUUUCAACCCACUUUUCCUUUUGUUGAAGUCCAAAGAAAAGAACAGGGAAAACGCUGUCUUUUGAUUUCAAAAGCAAGAAAAACUCCAAUUUUCAUAAUAUAAAAAAUUAAUAUUAUAAAAAUUAAUUAAUUUUCAUAAAUAUUUGAUAGGGUAUUUGUGAAAUCUUCUGAAAACAUCAUUAUGUAAAACCCUAAUUCCAAGAUGAAGAAGCCAGACAUAAGCCCAAAAGCAAAACUCCACUUUAUUUUUCACACAAAAAGAAAUUGAAAUCACAAAACAGGAGGGAAGUGGAGAUGAAAUGAGGAAGCAAAGCAAAAGUCACCAACACCACAAUAAAUGCCACCCCGCUGUUUCCAAACUGAGUAUUAAAUGCUGCAGCUGGAGCAUCAUCUACCCACCUUCGCUUCAUUGAACUUUCCUUUCUCUUUCCCUUUCCAUUCACCCCAUCAAAUGGAUCCUCCUCUUCCCCUCCAAUGUCCACCUCUCCCCCUUCUGCCCCUAACUAUCUCACCAACUUAGGCCUCGGCUAUUCCAUCGCCAUCGCCCUCGGUUUCCUCGUCCUCCUCUCCACCAUCCUCCUCGCUUCCUACAUCUGCUGCCGCUCUUCCUCUUCCCCUCUUGCCUUCUCUCCCAACCCCAUCUCAACUACUGGCCCCGACUCCGAUGGGAUCAUCCUCCCCAGGAUUAUUUUCGUUGCUGAAGAUGAAGACAAUGAAAACGUCGUCGUAGGGCUUGACCAGGCCGUUAUAAAUUCUUACCCUAAGUUCCAGUUUAGUAAAGAGGCGGCUGCCGCGGGUUCUAGUAACGUGAACACAACAUGUUCGAUUUGUUUGUGUGAGUAUAGGGAUUUGGAGAUGUUAAGGAUGAUGCCUGAGUGUAGGCAUUAUUUCCAUGUUUCUUGUAUUGAUGCUUGGUUGAAACUUAAUGGGUCUUGUCCCAUUUGUCGGAACUCGCCACUUCCAACUCCACUUUCUACGCCUUUGUCAGAACUCGUGCCUCUGUCUCAGUACGCUGCGGACCGAGGAAGGAGGUGACUUUUUGGGUUGUUUUUUUUUCUUUUAAAUAUCUUAGUUUUGGUGGAUGAUUUCUUUCUCUCCUUUUUUAGGGUGUGUUGGAUUGUUUGAAGGGGGAAAUUUGUAUAUUUUUUUCUUUUGUUUUGUUGGUGGUUAGGUAGAGAACAGGGUGAUUUGGUAGUGGAGUUUUUUUUGCUCAAUGGACUGUGAUUUUUGUUGUUUUAGGGGGGAAAAAAGAGUAUUAGAUGCUUGGUGCUGAGCACAAAUUGAGUGAUAAAAAGUGAUUCACAUCAAUUGGGAGUCUUUUUUUAGUCAAGGAAUUUGUUUCUUCAACUUAUUUGUGAAAUGCAUAAUUUGCACCAAUUUUUGUUCUGUAUUGUUUAUUUUAUUGAGACAUUGACUGCCGUUUUUCCAGUCCCCCUAUCUAAUUGUUUCAAAUUCUUAUCAAACAGUUGACAAGGAUUAAUGGAUUGAAAA
Molecule: messenger RNA, 2279 nt
Organism: Durio zibethinus
Lineage: Eukaryota; Viridiplantae; Streptophyta; Magnoliopsida; Malvales; Malvaceae
Source: RefSeq, a predicted model, not a curated record